UAGGAUGAUACAAUGGAGGACCAUGGGGUGCGGGGAAGGAAGAUCCCAAUACACCCCUCGCACAAAGACCACAUCGUCACACUAUCCUCCAACAAGAAAAUGUCCACUCCCUCCACAGAGACAAGGGGACUAGGGAGUAUUAUUUCAACCUGACACGUGACAGUGAAAUUAUUCAUUAGGAUGUAGAUAUUAUAUCUGCCUUGAGAUAUGUAAAGAGGGGGAUUUGAAGGGUUUUGAGGGCGAAUCACCGCUGCCAGAAUUUGGAAUGUCCGUCUCCCUCUGGAAACAGGUUUGGCUGCGCGUGUAAAUGGAUGACGUCGAGGUAAAACAGUCAAAGAGCGAAGUAUUGACUCUGGGCGUGGGACCUACCUGCCACGCCGGCAGUGCUAGCUAUUUUAGCCGCUCACGACUCACGAGAGAGCUACUGUUGCAAGGACCAGAUAAGCACACCCCCCUUAUUCACAAAUCCCACUCCCUCUCCCCCAUUGGCCUUCCUCCAUCCCGAUUCCCCCGACACCAACGACACCAACGGCGUUCACAUUCGUACCCCAUUCGGCGCACACUAUAUCACCACAGUAUUAAAUUAAUUUGCUGGAUUCUAACACCAUUUGGGGUCCGCGAGGCCUCUGCUUUUUUGGCGGGUAAAAACACCACUCUGUAAUCCGUAUCGACAAAAUAAAUUAGCAAAAACCGCAGCGCUCAGAACCUUAAAAAAAAGAAAAAAAGAAAAAAAAAGAGGUCCUCGCCCCCAUUUUCCCACGCGCACUCUCUUCACUCUCUCUUUCUCAGUGGUGGGAUCGUCUCUAGGGUUAGGGUUCGGUUAACCGCCCCCCUGAGUCGACUAGGGUUUUUCCUGCUUUAUCUUUUUUCCCCUUUUAUCUCUCUAACGCUUUUGGAUCGUCGAGGGGGGGAUCUUCGCGGGCCCGCGCCAUUCAUUGCUCGGAGUUGAUAAUGUGGAGCUUCUUUUAGAUGCUUUGGUACCUCGCAUCGGUGGAGUAGUUGCUCCCCUUAAUGUGCCCACAUUUCCAUCUCGUUGGUAAAUCUCCGAUCCCCUUCCGCGAAGUUGUGAUUUGUUAGCUGUUCUAGAGCUGUGAUCUCUUUGAAGACGAGGUUUUUCUCUUUUGAUCGACCUCAGAUUCCCUAUUUAUUAUCUAGAGAAGGGAUUUUGGCCCUAGAAAGGAGUAAUGUGGUAGGUUCUCACAUGGGGUUAAUGUUUCACUGUAGGUGUGCUAGAUUUUGGGCGGAAAGGACACAACUUGUGGGCUUUCCAUUGAAAGAUGUUUCUUUAAGAAACAGUAGUUUUGAGUUGUUGUUGGAGGGGGAAAUGGGGCUCCUCGUAAGAGUGUUCCUGCUAUCUCUGCUUCUUGUCUCAUCUUUAGCACAGCUUCCAUCACAAGAUAUAUUGGCCCUCCUUGCAUUCAAGAAGGGGAUAACUCACGACCCGACCGGGUUCAUCGCCGAUUCGUGGAAUGAGGAGUCGAUCGACUUCAACGGUUGCCCUUCCUCCUGGAAUGGUAUAGUUUGUAACGGAGCAAAUGUGGCGGGUGUUAUCCUCGACAACCGAGGAAUCUCCGGCAUUGCCGAUCUCUCCGUCUUUGCCAACCUCACGAUGCUCGUGAAGCUCUCCAUGGCCGACAACAACUUCUCAGGGAGCCUUCCGGCCAAUCUGGGUGACCUCAGGAGCUUGAAGUAUUUGGAUGUUUCCAACAAUGGCUUCUCCGGGCAGCUCCCCGAAGGCGUCGGGAAGCUCCAGAGCCUGCAGAACCUUUCGCUGGCUGGGAACGACUUCUCGGGGCCUCUUCCUGAUUCAAUUGGUGGGCUUUCUUCUCUUCAGUCUCUAGAUUUAAGCCGGAACUCUUUCUCGGGCCCGCUUCCUGAUUUCUUGAAGAGUCUUAGAAGCUUGGUUUCUUUAAAUCUCUCGUAUAAUGCCUUUACGAAGGAAAUUCCCUCCGGGCUCGGAAUGAUUUCUACUCUCGAGUAUGUUGACAUGAGCUGGAACCAACUAGAUGGCAGUGUGGAUUGGAAAUUUCUGGUCGAAUCAAGUGUUAUUCAUGUUGACUUCAGUGGGAAUUCACUCACUACGGCAAACCCAAAGGAGCUCAAGGCUUUGGCAGAAAUUUCAGAGACUGUUAAGUAUUUGAAUCUUAGCAACAACCAAUUGAGUGGAACGCUCAUUGACGGAGUGGAGCUUUCCACAUUUGGGAGGUUGAAAGUGCUGGAUUUGAGCAAUAAUCAGUUAUCAGGGGAUCUCCCUGGGUUCAAUUAUGUGUAUGAUCUCGAGGUUUUGCGGCUUGGGAACAAUGCUUUCACUGGUUUUGUACCCAGUGGUCUACUCAAGGACAACACUCUGGUGUUAAGUGAGUUGGAUUUGAGUGCUAAUAAUCUUUCAGGGCAUAUCAAUAUGAUCACAUCGACAACUCUACGAGUCCUUAAUCUUUCAUCAAAUGCCAUUUCUGGAAAUCUUCCAUUGCUUACAGGAAGCUGCACUACUUUAGACCUAUCAAGCAAUCAAUUUGGUGGAAAUUUAUCUGUGAUUGCUAAAUGGGCAAAUGACCUUGAAUACAUUGAUCUUAGCCAGAAUCAGUUGACAGGUUCCUUUCCAGAGGUGACCUCACAGUUCUUACGGCUAAACUAUCUAAACCUCUCGCAUAAUUCCCUAACGAACACCAUUCCAGAAAUUAUUGCCCAAUAUCCCAAACUUACUGUUCUAGACCUCAGUUCCAACCAAUUUAGUGGUCCUAUACUAACUGAUUUGCUUACCUCCUCCACUUUACAAGAGCUUUACCUCCAAAACAAUUUAUUGAUAGGGGCCAUUAUGUUCUCACCGUCAGCAUCAAAUAGAUCCAAUCUUCAGGUGCUUAAUCUUUCUGGGAACCGUUUUAAUGGCAGUUUUCCUGAUGAUUUGGGCUCUUUAACUGGUCUUCAAGUGCUUGAUUUAUCAGCAAAUAACUUUUCAGGUACUUUGUCUCCUGCUGUUACUAAGUUAAUUUCUCUCACAUCUCUAGACAUAUCUCUAAACCACUUUACCGGUCUUCUUCCUACAACACUACCGAACACGCUUACUUUCUUUAAUGCGUCCUAUAACGACCUAUCUGGUAUUGUCCCGGAGAACCUACGGAUGUUUCCAGAUUCUUCUUUCCACCCUGGAAACUCCAGAUUAGAAUUCCCUGGCGGCCCACCUGGUUCUGGUAACACUCCAUCUGAAAAUUUUGGGCACAAGCAACUCAAAACAUCCAUCAAAGUUGCGAUAAUAGCAGGUGGUAUAGUUAUUCUACUAAUUCUAAUCCUUUUGUCCAUUAUAUGCCAUUAUAAGAGGAUUUCAAGGGGAUCUGGCUCAGAAAAGGUGUCAGAUAAAAGUGCUCAGAGAAAGAGCUUGCCGGAAACUGCUGGUGGUAAAGGUGAAGAAGCUGGUGGAGGGGCUUCUGUGGUUUCAGCUGAUGACCUUAGGGCUUCUCGGAAAGGCUCGACAUCUGAGAUGAUUACCCCACUUAAUCCAGAAGAGAAAUUGGCUGCUAUCGGUGGAUAUUCGCCUUCUAAAAACAGCCGAUUUUCAUGGUCACCUGAAUCUGGUGAGACGUACGUUCACGAAAGCCUUGGAAAACUAGAUGUUCGAUCGCCGGAUAAGUUGGCAGGUGAAUUGCACUUCUUGGAUGAAACAAUAACACUAACGCCGGAGGAACUAUCACGGGCCCCAGCUGAAGUGUUGGGCAGGAGCAGUCAUGGAACUUCUUACAGGGCGACGCUUGAUAAUGGGGUUUUCUUGACAGUCAAAUGGCUUAGAGAAGGCGUAGCGAAACCAAAGAAGGAAUUCUCAAAAGAGGCUAGGAAGUUUGCGAAUAUUAGGCACCCUAAUGUCGUCGGGUUGAGGGGGUAUUAUUGGGGCCCUACACAGCAUGAGAAACUCAUCUUAUCAGAUUAUGUUUCGCCAGGGAGUCUUGCCAGUUUUCUUUAUGACCGACCUGGAAGGAGAGGCCCGUCGCUAACCUGGGCCCAGCGGCUCAAGAUAGCUGUGGAUGUUGCACGUGGCCUAAACUAUCUCCAUUUCGACCGUGCCAUCCCACACGGGAAUCUCAAAGCAACUAAUAUCCUACUCGACGGCCUUGAUCUCAAUGCCCGUGUGGCGGACUACUGCCUCCACCGCCUGAUGACCCAAUCCGGCACAGUCGAACAAAUCCUCGAUUCUGGUGUCCUCGGAUACCGCGCACCUGAGCUCGCGGCUUCCAAAAAGCCCUCCCCUUCGUUCAAGUCGGAUGUUUAUGCCUUUGGUGUGAUUCUUUUGGAGCUUCUGACCGGUAAAUGUGCAGGUGAUGUAAUUUCUGGAGAGGAGGGUGGUAUUGAUCUGACUGAUUGGGUUCGACUAAGGGUGGCGGAAGGGCGCGGGUCGGAUUGUUUCGAUCCAGUCAUGGCUUCUGAUUUAGCUAACUCAGCCGCAUCUAAGGGAAUGAAGGAAGUGCUGGGUAUCGCGUUGCGAUGUAUCAGACCCAUUUCAGAGCGGCCAGGUAUCAAGUCUGUGUAUGAGGAUCUGUCAUCUAUUUGAGGAUGGGAGCGCUAGCAGUGUUCGUAGUGUAAAACAUCGUUUUGUGAAAAUGCAACUGUUGGCAUCCCCUUGAUGCCGGCAAUUGAAAUCGCCUUCGGUGGUGGCUGCAUCGUAAAUUGUUUGCUAGUUUUAGGCUUCCAGUUUAAUGUAUUUUUUUUAGUAGGCAAGAUCUACUAAUUUAAGAGUACCUUUCUUGUCAACUUUAUGGUUUUUGAGGUUGUGAAUAGCAAUCCAACCGAAUUAGGAUAAAUUGCUUUCUCUGUUGUUUCA
This is a messenger RNA of Ananas comosus (pineapple), 4807 nucleotides long. Its product is annotated as probable LRR receptor-like serine/threonine-protein kinase At4g20940. The transcript has 6 exons. The record is from RefSeq and is a predicted model, not a curated record. Gene Ontology annotation, biological process: protein phosphorylation. Gene Ontology annotation, molecular function: protein binding; ATP binding; protein kinase activity. Lineage: Eukaryota; Viridiplantae; Streptophyta; Magnoliopsida; Poales; Bromeliaceae. Bases 1202 to 4537 code for a protein of 1111 amino acids.